Messenger RNA from Frankliniella occidentalis (western flower thrips), 2226 nucleotides. Its product is annotated as ionotropic receptor 75a-like. Bases 82 to 2013 code for a protein of 643 amino acids. The transcript has 11 exons. The record is from RefSeq and is a predicted model, not a curated record. NCBI's taxonomy places the organism in Eukaryota, Metazoa, Arthropoda, Insecta, Thysanoptera, Thripidae.
CUACUGGGGUGUUGUGCAGCGGCCAGGGGCGUUCCGCUGCUGGCCGGAGCCGCUGCACGGAGCCCUCUCCGCCCUGGAGGCAUGCUGUCGCCGUGCGAGAGAGCCGCCCUCCACUGCACGCUGACGGCCGCGCUCUGCCUCCUGGCCUGCGACUCCCUCGACGUGCACCUGGGCAGGGCCGUCUCCAGGAGCGUCUUCCAGCACAAGGGGCUCAGGCACGUGGUCGCCGUUCUCUGCGAUCAUGCCGACGCGCUGCUCUGGGAGCGGGAGGUCGCCGGGACGGGCUCGACGUACAUCGCGACCCCGAGGCCGAGCGGGGCGGAGGUGCGGCGGGUGCUCGGCGAGGCCACCACGUCCGUGGGCGUCUUUCUACACACGGGCUGCGCUGAGACGCUGCGCGUCCUGCGGCAGAGUUCUGCGGCGGAUCUGCUCGGCGGCGGCCGCCACUGGGUGCUGGCGGGGAACGCCUCCUCGACGAAGGCCGAGAUGCGGGAUCUCGCCGAGAGCCUCGACCUGCGCCCGGACAGUGAGGUGACGCUGGCGUCGCUGGCCUCGGACGGACGCACCGUGCACCUGGUGGACGCGUUCCGGCCGACGGUGAGGUCUCGGGGGCCCGUGCACAUGCAGCUGACGGGGACCUGGACCGAAGCCGCGGGGUACGCCGCGUUCCUGCCGGGCACGACGUCCUCCAGGAGGCGUAACCUCUACGGCACGGUGCUGCGGGCGGGAGUUCUGGUGAGCGGCUACCGGGAGGCCGACCUGCCGCACGUGCUGGGCAAGCCCAAGGACAACGCGCCUCUGGUGUCUGACGUGGCCGCCUUCAGCCACACCCUCGUCUCCCACCUCCAGGACAUGCUCAACGUCUCGCUGCGCCUCCAGGGCGGCCACUACUUUACGCUGCUGCGGCGCAUCGGCCGGGGCGACCUGGACCUGCUCGCCACCGCCACCGAGAUGCAGGCCAAGUACUGGGACGUGAUGGACUACGCUUGCAUGCCGCUGUGGACCGAGCGCCGCGUCAUGGUGCUCAAGAACCCCUCGGCGCUCUGGUCGUACAACGCCUGGCUGCGCCCGCUCGACGCCAAGGUGUGGUACAUCCUAGUGACGCUGGUGCUCUGCACGGCAGUGGUGCUGCGCGCCGUCGGCUACUGGGAGGUGCACUUCGACCAGGGUCACGUCGCCGAGGAAGACUCGUGGGCGUCGGCCGUCACCACGGCGCUCAGCAUGGUGUGCGCCCAGGGGUUCACGACAACGACCAGCUGGACCAGCAGCCGCACUCUGCUGCUCGUGUUCGAGUUCUUCAGCCUGUUUGUCAACCUGUUCUACUCCAGCGGCAUCGUCACGUUCCUGCUCACCUUCCCGCCGCCGUUCGCUCACGACGUCCGGGACAUGAUCGACAGCCCGUUCGUGAUCGGCGCCGACCAGGACGUCUUCAGCCGCGCCAACUUCACGAAGUCCUCGGACGCGCUGAUGCGCGAGCUAUACGACAGGAAGAUCAACGAGACGGUCGGCGGGGGUGGCUUCGUGGACCUGCGGGAGGCAAGCGCGCGGGCGCGCCACGGCAGGUUCGCCGUCGUCGGCUCUCCCUUCCCGAUGUACGAGAUGCUCGCCACGACCUGGUCGCAGUCCGACAUCUGCCGCUUCCAGGAGCUGCCCCUGCUGCCGCCGGCGCUGCUCGGGCUGGCCACCCCUAAGAGGUCGCCUUACCGGGAGCUCAUCAACCAGGCGCUGCUGCUGCUGGUGGAGCGGGGGCAGCUCGCACGGGAGCGCCUGCGCUGGUCGGUGCUGCGCCCGAGGUGCGCGCUGAGCGACGUCACCGAGCUCGACUACGUCGGCCUCCGCCAGGUCACCCCGCUGCUCAGCUUCGUGGUGGGCGGCGUCGUGCUCAGCCUGCUCAUCCUGACCCUGGAGCUGCUGACCGCCAACUCCAAGUACAAGGACAGAGACAAUCCUGUCAUCGACCUGUUGAAGGAAGUGACACAGAUCAACACCGAGUCCAGGAAAAAGCAGGCGUAGAUAGUGGUGUAUCUACGAGAAGGGUGAGUUCGUUUUGGGGGAGGGAAAAAAAUAAUGAACAUCAGAGGGUUUCGCAUCGGCGCAUGUUUUUAUAUUCCUUAUACUUUCGCGUGCGCUUUUCGGCACGAAAGAAGCUUCGCGACCAUACAGCUUGUCAAAGUUUAUUAUAAAUAGUUGAAAGUCGUUUUCUACAAACUAAUGUCAUAAAUAUGC